CCAAACAAAAGGACGGCGCAACUCCUUUGAUGCAAGACGCUAUUGCCUACCAUUUCUAUUCUCUUCUCACGAACGUUUACACGCCGGGUGCGCGCGCUCUGCUCUCCCUCCUUCCCUUGCCCAACUCUCACUCUCUCGCCCGCGCGGCGCGGCCUUGCUUUCUGGUGGCACCGACUGGCCGGCUGCCACCGUCUCCUCCUCGCUGGUGCCCAGGUCUUCGUCGGUCCCUUGGUGUCUGCCCCUUAUCCUGGUCUUUGUCAGGCCCUCGCCUUUCGCCCGCGACGAGCACCACCUGCAGUUAAUCUAAUAAUUUGUAGGAACAAAAUGAAGUGCAAUGCUUGCUGGCGGGAUUUGGAAGGGCAAGCUGUAUCAACCACCUGUGGUCAUCUUUUAUGUGCAGAUGAUGCUAGGAAAAUACUCAAUAAUGAUGGUACAUGUCCAAUUUGUGAUCAGGUGCUCUCAAAAAGCCAUAUGAAACCUAUGGAUAUAAAUCCAGGUGAUGAUUGGACAAAUAUGGCAAUGGUUGGAAUAUCCCCACAAAUACUUAUGAAGAGUGCAUACAGAAGCGUAAUGUUCUACAUUGGACAAAAGGAACUGGAGAUGCAGUACAAGAUGAACAGAAUUGUUGGUCAAUGUAGGCAAAAAUGUGAACUUAUGCAGGCGAAAUUUACUGAGAAACUGGAAGAAGUACAUACCGCAUACCAGAAGAUGGCGAAAAGAUGUCAGUUGUUGGAGCAAGAGAAUGAAAACUUGAACAGAGAUAAGCACGAGCUGCAAGAAAAAUUUGCUGAGAAAUCCAGGCAGAAGAGGAAGCUUGAUGAGAUGUAUGACCAACUGAGGAAUGAAUAUGAGUCGGUGAAGCGUUCUGCCCUUCAACCUGCAAAUAACUACUUAGCAAGACCUCAGCCAGACUUAUUUGCAGGCAUGCCCAACGUGAUGGAUGGUGGCGACCAUCUGAGACAAGGGCAGAGAGAUGAGGGCUGGGGUCCACCGCCAAGGCAACGUCACUGCACCUCUGGUCCCUUUGAUCUGUCCACCGGGUCUCCUGCCCAUGCCGUGGCUCCUCCGGCUGAUAUCAGGCCCAGACAGCAGACACGGUCAGUCUUCGGAGCUACACUGAACAAUCCAUCAAGCACCCUGCGAAACCUCAUAAUCUCACCUGUCAAGCGUCCCCAGACGUCCCGUAAUCGCCAACACAUAUUCACGUUGUAGAGAGUUGGAAUAGCUGACGCUGACGGGGUGCUCCGCAUUGGAAAUCAAAUGGAGAUAUGGUUGAUUAUACGCAGACUUCGUCCAUUUCUACAGUUACAUGUACAGCAGGAAGUUUCAUCUAUACCCCUAAUCUUAGCCUUGGUAGUAUGACAACUGUGGUUAACAUUUUUCUAACUCAUCCGCAUCUGAACAGACCAAGUAAUCCUGUGUGCUGAUUGAGGACCUAAACGAGUUGUUUAAGUGCAAGUGAUUUGGAACUGGAAUUACUUGGAUGUUAUCCUAAAUAAACUCCAAGUGGAGUUUGCCUCCUGUCUUAAACUUCCAUAGCAUCACUUGAGAGUUGGAAACCGACGACUAUAUUCAAGGGUUUGAAACAGUUAGCACAGGCUAGAGUAGCCGCUGUCCGCACUGAACAUGCAGGGUGGCAUCAGAAGUCUGCCCGCCGCCGCCGGUGAGGAGCCCCGUGAAGUCGAAACCAUCCUCACCACCGCCUAAGACCCCAUCGGUGCGCCUCCCCGCUGCUUUGUCACCAUUGCCAUUUCCGCUGCCCAGCUGGCCGGCGGUCACUGUCACUGUCAGGAAGACCCCGUCGCUCUCGCUGCCACCGGUCCCGGCGAGGACGCGGCGCAGCACCUGCGAGUCGACAGCAACCUUGGCGAGGAAGAACGCCAGCAUUUGCUGUUCGAUCGCACGGCGCCACACCGCCGUCAGCAGCUCGUUAGCCUUGUGCUCAUGUUUCAGAUCACUACUACACAAAUAUUAUUUGUACAUAGCAUUUAGUAUCACAUACAGACACAAAAUUUAGUACUGGUUCUAACUACUUAGGAUCUAGCGUGAGCAUUAGUGUUGGUUCAUGGCAUCAACCAGUAUUAAUAUCUUAACUUUAGUGCUAGUUAGAGCCACCAAUAUCUUCAAAUGAAUACCAGUUGAUGGCUCAACCGGUACUAAAAUGUUAGUACUGGUUGGAGUCAUACUAAUAGUGCAGUACAUUAUUUAAGAUCAUCUUUCUUUA
This is a messenger RNA of Zea mays, 2224 nucleotides long. RefSeq lists its product as uncharacterized. The coding region runs from base 325 to 1212 and encodes 295 amino acids. Gene Ontology annotation, biological process: chiasma assembly. The transcript is spliced from 9 exons. The record is from RefSeq and is a predicted model, not a curated record. NCBI's taxonomy places the organism in Eukaryota, Viridiplantae, Streptophyta, Magnoliopsida, Poales, Poaceae.